AUGUCAGCGGCGUGGGAACUAUGCAAGCACUCGACAGUUUGCGAAACGCCAAGGCCUCCCCCCUUGCUUUACACCGAGCCGCGGCUCUGGCUGGCCAUCCGUUUUAUUUCCCAUACGUUUCGCAUCUCGAAUUCGUUCAUUUUAUCUUAUACUUACCCUCCCAAGGCAUUGUCCGAGGUGUCCUUUAACAUUUUUGAUUCUAUCUCUAGUUUUUAUUUUCGUGAGAACCCUUUUCUGCACUUUCAACACUGCCCGCACAGGAAGAGUGAAAAAUGUUUAGAAUGACGGCAGAGGAGACGGAUGGCAGUCUCAAGCGCUCACAAUCCGAUUCACAGGUUCGUUUCGCAAGUUUUCAUUGGUUGUCGGGAAAAGAGCAAGUUUUGAAAACUUUUUUUUUUAACAGUAAGAGCCAUCAAAGUUAGUUUUACUGCGAAACUUCACCCCAGUCACGGAAAAUUUUUUAGAAAAUGUUUUUUAAUAUUUUUUCUUAAUGCUCUGUCCUUUUUGGGCUAGUUGAACAGUAAAUGGUCCAUAUGGGUGUAAAAUGUCCAGAAUGUACAGCGCACAACUUCGGAAGGCAGUUUUGCCGAACUUGCAAUGAAUAAAUUAGAAUGAGCCUAUAAUCCGCGGGAGUUGGAGGAUCUGCUGUCAGUCGCUGACCGAACAGAGCCGAGUUUUUGUUUGCUAGACGGUGGGUCAUGUGCCCGCGGCGGCGACAAGGGCCACUCGAACGGAGUUCCAGCUUAAUAAAUUGCUCAGAUCCUCCAACUCUCUUUUUCAACUUUUUUUCUUUUUUUCAACGAGUUUCGACCCCAUAAAUGAGAAUAACUUGAUUACAGUGCGGUUCGAAAUAGGUGGAAACUGAGUUAUUAUUGUUACACAACCCUGCGAUAUCACUCGAGUUGAGUAAAUCUGGGUACUAGAUUUAUUUUAUUUCAAUUUCGAGAGGUCUUUUUUUUGUAAUAAAUGUGAAAUUGAGCUCUAAAAGAUUGCUUUUGUUUUGGACAUCUACUUUUCUCAGAAGGCUUCGAUUAUUCGAGGUAAGGUUAGUUCAAAGUUAGAAAAAUUCUAAAAUUUUUCCUAAUGAUUAAAGUAAACAAAAAAAAUAUCAUAACUCGAGUUUAAAACGUAAAUAAAUCUGCUCUCGUAAUUGACUGAGUUUUUUUUUUGAGUCAAGCACCCAAAGCACGUUUUUCGAAGAGAAUCAAAGCAGGAAAAAAUCGGGACCAAAGCAGUUUCUGAUGAAAAGUUAAACUCCAAUUCAAGUUUUUGAUUUUUAAAAAUUACAUCGAAUAGUUUUGCUGAAAAUACUUGAUUUGGCUGAUGUUUUUAUUGAAGAUUCACAGAGUCUUGAAGAACUUAUAAAUCUCUGAAUAUCAAAGUUGAUUCAAUGGUAAUGAGACUGAUUGCCGUGGACGUCUAGUACAGCUUUUCCAAAUGAGGCCUUUUUGUUCUAAGGAAUGUUAUUAAUUUUCACGAUUCAAGAUGUAGUUUUUAAGGUGAUCGUUCCUCAAAUCCAAAAAUCUCAAUCGAUGCGACGUCUUCUUAUUGACGAGCUGAGUAGCGGCGAAGCUUUUGCCGGCGACCGACUCUGGGCCUUGCUUUCCGGAUCAGGUUGGUCAGGAUCUGCAGAGAAACACUAAAAUGUUUUUGUAGGAGAUACCAAGGUCGAAGUCCGACUCAUCGGCGACUCCUUUGAAGUUCCAGCUAUAGAUGUCACCAAAAAAGAGGGGGUAAAUAUUAUGUUUUUACCUUUAUGACCGACUAAUCUGCGCUUUCAAUUCGGAAAUUUUUGAUCAACUAUAAAGUUUGAAUCAAAACUUUGCUUCGUUUUUUUUGACGACGGAACGUUUAGCUCGUGAUUUUCACAAUGCCCUGUCUUCCCUGCAGCACCGACAUAGAAGUUCAGCUGAAGAUCAGCCUCGGCGAAGACGUCAGCACUCAUUUACCGCUCAACUACCGCGUAAAGUUAAACGGUCCCUAGCUGGACAAUUGCCAAAAUUACUGAUACAGAGUGGGGCGGGCACGUUCUGCAGAGACGCUUCUCGUCGACAAUUUGUUCGAAUUCGCCUCGAGUGGAGAGGCGAUCGCCCUGCUGCAGCCCUUCGCAAAGCUCAUCAAGCAACUCGACGUCGAAGGAAACAAGUGAGGCGUUUUGAAAAAUGCAACCCUAGCGAUUUUGAACUAAUCAAUCAAAUGUUUUAUUUCUCACACCUAAGUACUAAACUUUACUGAGUAAAUGUAGGGAAAAUGUGGGGAAACGAUUUUUUUAAAAAAAUUCAAAAAGUUUUUUUCUUUUUUUAUUGAUGGGAUUUUGAGACCAGAUCUUGAAAAAGAUUUUUUAUUAAUUUUCUAUAUAAUAGCCAUUCAUUACAAAAAGUACAAUGGUUUAAAAUAGUCUCAAAGUUUCAUAUUGGAUAAGUGGAAAAAUUGGUCUGGCGUAAAGACUGCAAAGAUUUUCCACAAUUGUCCUAAAAUGACAGGUUUCUCUAGGGGUUGAAAAAUAUUUGAGCUUGUGAAGUUCUAGAGAUGAUAUAGGAAUGCUGGAAUUUGGAAAUGGGAUGAAAGGUGGUCAAGAACAAAGUGUUCACAUGCUACUUCCGUUUUAUUUCAGUGUCUUGCACGUCGCUGCUCGCAACGGACAGAGCUUCGCUCUGAAACUCUUCCUCUCAGUUUUGCCUGGAGAGGAGAAGAAUGGUGAACCUUUCUUUGCAACCUACCAGCAAAAAUAAAUCUUUCAGAAACCCUGAACCAGCAGAACCAGCGCGGGUUGACGGCUCUCCACUGCGCGAUUCGUUCCGGCGAUCCCGACGCCGUCCAUUAUUUGAUGAAUCACGGCGCCCUCACCAACAUCUCCGACUCACACGGCAACACGGUCAGUUUCCGAUAUCAUCUUUUUCAUCGCUCACUAGUGCGUAUAAAAAUUAUUCUUAAACCAUGUUACUUUUUGGUAUCACUCAACGUUUAUUCCCAAAAUUUUUUGGGAAGAAGUUCCUCAUUCUUCAUUUAAAAAAAAAAUCGUUUUUGUUUUCGUUUUUUCUUUUCUAAAAUACUUAUUUUGAUGAUGUGUCGUUUAUUUCAAUUUUCUUCUUCAUAAUAAAUUGAGUUUUGCAAUUCAGGCUGUUCACUACCUCAGCGACGCCUACAACGAGUCUAUAUUCAAAGAAAUUUUGGAGCCCUCAAGAGGACAACAGACAGAUUUAGAAUCGCAGAACGACGUCGGCCUGAGACCUCUACAUAUCGCUGUUAAACGGUAUUGUUAUUUUAUAUACACAAACCAUUAAAAGCACUCUCAGACUGAAAUUGACCCUAAUAGAGAUGUUACUGGAAGCGGGAGCAGAUAUCGAAGCGAGGGACAAGAACGAAAAGACGGCGUUGUUGCACGCGACGACCAUGAACGACGUCGAGAUCAUUCAGCUUCUGCUGCAGGUUGACCAAAAAGCAUGCGAAAGAGGACGUCUCUUGCAGAGGAACGCCGAUUCGAACGUUGAAGACGACGUCGGAGAGACUCCACUGAGCAUGGCGGCUCGGAACGCCAACUAUCCAGUACUGGGGCUUCUGCUUGAUCGGAGUGCUGACCCAAGACGCAAAAACGCAAAAGUACGCUCAAAUAUCAUGUUAAUCAUUCAUAGACUUAACAAUUUUAAGGGUGUUGCAUUGAUCGAUAAUGACGAAACGACGGUGCAGAACGUCAUCAAUGGAGAGAGGUGAGGUCCAAGUGAUACUGAACUCGAAUACCUCUGAUUAGGAUGGAACUCCCUCAAAAAGACAUCGGUGCCGCUGUUCCACACGACCUGGCGACUUCCAGAUCACCUCUAUUCGGUAAUUGAUUAUCCAUCGCGCUUCAGAUUAGAAAUGUAGGACGUUCGCAUCCAGACAACGCACCAAGAGAAGAAGCACUUCGAAACAGGGUGGUGGUACGCACACGUGAAGAAAUUCUCAACGGUUAUUACGACAUUCGUUUUUUUCGCGUCCAUCAAUAGGGCCAAAUUUCAACUUGUAACUGAGUCGAACUUCCAGACGCGGAGUCACUGCUUCGGGAACCGAUGCCGACGAGUCAUCAAGGGUACUUUGACGAUGAGGAAAUGCUUCCAGGGCCUUCUACAAGCAGCGGCGGAUCGCGUUCAUCUCGUAGGACCAAUCAUUCUGCGCAAAAGUUGAAAGGUUUUUUUUUUAGUUAAUAGCACUACAUUUACAUUUAACCUUUUGCAGAUGAUGUUUCCAACCUGGAUUACCUUACCAGAUUGAGAGUUUCAAAAAUUUUCGACGUCUCUUCAAAAUGGCAACGUCUUGCCGAGGUGAGACGGAAUCUUUUCAGGUGUUCUACGACUCACGCGAAACUCUGAUUUUCUGAACGAAGUAACAUGGCUUUGUUCCAUGAAGGGAUAAUGAGAAAAUACAAAAAUUUAAAAGAAGUAAAAAAAAACCCAUAAAUUUGAUAGUGAAUUGAAGGAACUUGAAUGCGGUCACAUGGUUGAACUCAUCUCAAUUUGCUCAGACGAUAGUGGAGAAAGCAGCUCUACUAUGAUAUUUCUCGAUCAGUUUGAAGUGAAUCAAACGUUAAAUCGUUUUUUGGAUGUCUUUAAAUUAUAGCAAAUGCCGGAAGCAAGCAUUACGAGGCUACGCGAAGCGAUCAUCCGGCUAGGCGAAGACGAAGCAGCUCAGCUCAUCGACCAGAGAUUCGUCUAUUAA
Molecule: messenger RNA, 4692 nt
Organism: Caenorhabditis auriculariae
Lineage: Eukaryota; Metazoa; Nematoda; Chromadorea; Rhabditida; Rhabditidae
Source: the annotation of a GenBank genome assembly